GUUUGCACGCUCGAUAGCUUCUCUGAAAAGCCUACUGGAUUCUGUCAAUAGGCAGCGACCCAGCGUACCAGGGACAAACUAUUACUCACUCUACUAACGCAUAGGUAAAGUGUUUACUCGUUCAACAGUGACCUGCUAAUCAUAUGCAAAUAAGAUGCUAAAUAGUUCUUCUGUCCCUCCCUGUCAUCGGUAUACACUUUUUUUUCUGGCACCAUUACGUUGUUAUUGAAGAUCUCUUUACCCGUGCUUGUCUAUGCGAAAGAACUUUUCUACGCCAUUUCAAGCUCUAACUCGGUUGCUAUUUGGGCCUUGUCGUAGAGUCCAAGUUAUACCCUCUUCGUUCAGGUUUUAUGAAUCUUCUGUAAGUAAAGAUUGAGCUUACGCAAAAGAGAGGAAGGAGAAGGAGAAAUAUACCAAGAUGGGUAACACAUAUACCGCGUUUAGGGAGCAGGGGUUGCCCACCUAUUACCCCCCAAAUAAAACUGCGGUGACCGCCGACGUACUCGAGAUAGGAUUCAUCUUCGCCUUCGUGAUCGCUUUCUUUUCGUUCAUCGUCAUCUUGCCCGGUAUUCGGGGAAUGCAGAGAUGUUACAGUUUUGUGCGAAUCACGAUCAGUCUGUUCAUUGGUGCCGGAAUCAUGCUGUCUCUGUGGGGACAAGAAUGGGAGAAGGCUGAACUACAUGGCAUCGAGACCUACUACAAAGCUUUCUCUUAUGAGGAAAUACAUGACGCUGACAUCGAAGUGAAGAUCGGACUCAACAGCGUCAACAUCACGCUCAAAGCUCCUGCAAAUAGUCUUGUCGAACAUCCCGAUGAAGUCAUCGACUACAACGAACGCUUCCAUUUCUACGGCGGCCAGGGACGUGGCGGAUUUGGACGAUUCUCUGGACGUAUCAACCGUGAGUUCCGAGAGGCCCAGUGGUCAGGCAAACCAUACCCUGUUCUCUGGAUUGCUGAGUACUUCACUUUGGAUGGUGAAGACAUCAGAUGGGGACGAUCUUACCGAAUGGCUGGCUACUAUGCCUACAUCAUGGUUUGGUUAUCCUUCCCGUUGUGGAUCUUAGCCAACAUCCUCUUCUUCAUGGUGAUUAGAAAUGGCGCCUACUUCCUCAUCAUGACCGGCGGUAGUCUGUUGACUGCUAACGUUCUCUAUGCGACCAUUAGAUAUGGGUCCGAGCUCAAGAUACCCUUUGCGGCUCACCACGUACUUGAAUUCCACAAGGGACCUAGCUUCUGGCUCUGCAUGGUUGCUGGUCUUAUAUCUGUCAUCUGCGGCUUCAUCGUCCUCGCCAUGGAUUACAUCUACCCACUCGAGAUCGCAUCCUUCUUCAACGUCGAUCCCCUUCAGGACUUCGAAGACACCUACCUGAUCGAGCACGGUAGCGGAAUGGAUGGAUCCAACUUCGAAGAGGGCAAGGCGAACGGAGACAGCAACGGCCAAGAUAUUUGUCAAUCCCCUCCGCCCGAACCUAUUAAGGGGAAGUUCGAGUACCGUUCUCGACAUCAAUCACGCUUUGCUAAGUCAAGGCGUCGACCACGUCCUACACAGCGAGGAAACGGGCCAGCUGACAUCGACGAAGGCGACGAAGCUGAGGAAUCGUCUACUCCUACAAGUCAAAGAGCAAGCGAACAACAAAAAAGAAACACCCAAGAGGGGAUUCCGCUGGAAGUGCUGGGCGAUUCACCAAAAAGUCCGACAACGGACAUGUAAACGAAGGCAUGGAUGAGGGCGAGGGGAUGGGGAUGGAGAUGGGGGAGACGAGUCAAAACGGUCACAACCAACAAGAGAACGUAUAUGAGAAUGGCAAGGAUGAUCGUCCACUCAGUGAUGCUGCUAUCUCGCUUGGAAGUGAACUCUAUGAAAACACUUCACCCAAUCCAUAGAUCAUCGCAAUCCCUUCUUUGAAAUAGUAUAUUUAAUGCUCCCUCCCCUUCCAUCUCUGUCUUCGUUUAUGACGUCAUUACCAGAAAACUAGAUGUCUAACUAUGUGUUGUAUAAUUUGAGUUCGUGUAUUGUUUGUAUAUAUUUAAAUCUCCCAUUGUCUUCGACUUUGAACGAGUAGAUGAAUAGCGCAAUCAAUUUUAAGCAUUUUUCAAAACAGAAAAAUAAGUAAGACUCAUAUUUUUUGUUAUACAAAGACGGUACAGCAAUUAGAGAAAUUUUUCAUUAAUCAGGUGUCGAUAAGACUUACAUACAACCAGUACUAUAGCCAACAUGUAGUGGUAAUAGCAACAGAAAACGGCGCAUAUAAGAGAAGCAUUUCUCCAUUUUUGAUACAAAUUAAAACAUGUCAUCAAACUCAUCCAUUUAAGAAUGAUAUUAGUUGGAUCACAUUAAAAAAAAAGGUACUUUUAUAAUGAUUUUUUUUCAGCAAUAAGCAUAGUUUUAGCUAGCUAUACAAAAAUUGUCUAAUUUGCUGAAAAGUGUAGUCCGUUGAACUAUCGGAACUUGUUACUGUAUUGUGAUCAUCCAAUAUUACUGCAAGAACAGGUAGAUAAGCAAACGAAUGACCGUGUGACGCCAUUUUGUCUUUCUUGUAUACUCGUCUCUCAUCUAUGCAUGUUGUGGGUUGUUGUACUUGUUUCUUAGUUGACUUUGAUAAAUGUAUUUUGGAUGAAACAUCCGUUUCAUGUUAAUACCCAGUGGUACUUACAGGCGACAUGUAUAUAACUAUCAUCUCGGAGAAUAUAUAUUUUGCUGUUUAUAUAAGGUGUUGUAGAGCUCGUAAUAGUGUCUUUAUAUCGUACCGUUAAGCUAGAAAAGAACAAAGUUAUAUAUUUUUAUGAACAAUAUUAUCGCAGAGCUCAGAGAAAUAAAAGAAAAGAAGAAAAACAAAAAC
Molecule: messenger RNA, 2840 nt
Organism: Strongylocentrotus purpuratus (purple sea urchin)
Lineage: Eukaryota; Metazoa; Echinodermata; Echinoidea; Camarodonta; Strongylocentrotidae
Product: dual oxidase maturation factor 1
Exons: 9
Coding region: 419-1711 (430 amino acids)
Biological process (GO): protein transport
Cellular component (GO): endoplasmic reticulum membrane
Source: RefSeq, a predicted model, not a curated record